AUGUGUCCUAAGACUCCUGAAGAGAAAGAAAAAAUGAGCCGAGUUCCUUAUAGGAGCGCAGCCGGAAGUCUAAUAUAUGUUAUGGUGUGUACCAGACCUGAUAUCUGUCAAACAGUUGGCUUGGUAAGUAGAUAUCAAACUGACCCAGGUUUAGCACAUUGGCAAGCAGUAAAGAGAAUCAUGAGAUAUAUGAAGGGAACUGCUGAUUAUACACUUUGUUACCAAGGCAACAAAGAUCUGCGAUUAGUUGGAUACAGUGAUGCUAAUCAUGGAGGAGAUCUAGACGAGAGAAAGUCUACCUCGGGAUAUGUUUUCUUACUCAGUGAUGGCGUCAUAUCAUGGAGUAGUAAGAAACAAUCAUGUAUAUCACUAUCUACUAUGAAAGCCGAAUAUGUGGCUCUCGCAUCAGCAACACAAGAAGCUGUUUGGUUGAAAAGGUUCUUGGAACACUUAUUGGAUAUCACAGAAGAUGCUGAACCAGUGUUAGUCUACCGUGACAGUGAGGCUGCAAUUUCCUCUACCAAGAACCCUAAGUUUCAUUGCAAAACCAAACACCUAGAUAUCAAGUAUAACUUGCGAGAGACAUGGUUAAACGCAAGGUAG
Messenger RNA from Solanum dulcamara, 603 nucleotides. RefSeq names its product secreted RxLR effector protein 161-like. The transcript has a single exon. The record is from RefSeq and is a predicted model, not a curated record. Lineage: Eukaryota; Viridiplantae; Streptophyta; Magnoliopsida; Solanales; Solanaceae. Bases 1 to 603 code for a protein of 200 amino acids.